Lotus japonicus is the source of this 1950-nucleotide messenger RNA. Its product is annotated as GTP-binding protein ERG. Bases 160 to 1482 code for a protein of 440 amino acids. Gene Ontology annotation, biological process: ribosomal small subunit assembly. The transcript has 8 exons. The record is from RefSeq and is a predicted model, not a curated record. NCBI's taxonomy places the organism in Eukaryota, Viridiplantae, Streptophyta, Magnoliopsida, Fabales, Fabaceae. Gene Ontology annotation, molecular function: rRNA binding; GTP binding; ribosomal small subunit binding.
GGUGCCGUCGUAGCAAAGCCCUUAACCCCUAACCUCUAAACCCCGUAGCCGAAAAAUCAAAUCACCAUCGACGAAGCAAACACAACACAACAGAACACAAGUAACACCUCCAUGAUUCCUCUUCCAUAGAACCCAUUCAUUCAUCCUUCAAAUCCAACAAUGAAAGCCUUAAGAAUCCUAAGAAGGACACUUCAUUCCACCACCACCACCACCGCCGCCGCCGCAACCACCACAACCGUAUUCCGCGCCUUCUUCUCCGCUCAACCGCAGCACGACGAGGACCCUAUUACCGUCACCGCUACUGCCCCUCAACCCUCUGAACAGGACGCUGUCUUUGACAGCUCCCAGUAUGAAAUCCCAAUCGUCCAUGACCAAACCCAGCCCAAGCCAACGUGGGAGGGGAAGUACAGGGACCGGGUCAAUACAGUGGUUUUCGACGAAAAGGUUCCGAAGGAGAAGAAGCUGAGGCUGAAGAAGAAGGAGGAGGAGGAUGAGAGUAAAAGAAGGGCUCUUGCUAAGGCCUUGUUGGAAGCAGCGCUGCAACAAAAUAGAGGUGAAGAUGAAGAAGAAGAAGAAGAAGAAGAGGAAGAACAAAAGGGUGUUGUGAAGGAAGAGGACCAGAAAUCGUUGUCGGUCGGAAUCAUCGGUGCCCCCAAUGCUGGCAAGUCUGCCCUCACUAAUUUUAUGGUUGGAACAAAGGUGGCUGCUGUUUCUCGGAAGACAAACACCACAACCCAUGAAGUUGUGGGAGUGAUGACAAAAGAAGACACCCAAAUAUGUUUUUUCGAUACACCAGGGCUUAUGUUAAAUUGUGGUGGAUUCCCGUAUAGGGAUGUCAAGGCUCGUGUUGAAAGUGCUUGGAGUUCAGUGAAUCUCUAUGAAGUGCUCAUAGUCAUCUUUGAUGUUCAUAGACAUCUUACCAGGCCGGAUUCCAGGGUGAUAAAAUUAGUUAAACGUAUGGGAGAAAGAUCAAUACCAAAUCAAAAGCGAAUUUUGUGUAUGAACAAGGUUGAUUUAGUGGAGAAAAAGAAAGACUUAUUGAGGGUUGCUGAAGAAUUCAAAGAUCUUCCUGGAUAUGAAAGGCAUUUCAUGAUCUCAGGAUUGAAGGGGUCUGGAGUAAAAGAUUUAACUCAGUAUUUGAUGGAGCAGGCAUUUGGACGACCCUGGGAUGAAGAUCCAUUUACCAUGAGCGAGGAAGUUAUGAAGAUGAUAGCAAAAGAAGUUGUGCGUGAAAGGUUGUUGGACCAUGUGCAUCAGGAAAUCCCAUAUGACAUUGAACACAAGUUGAUUGACUGGAAAGAGUUACGAGAUGGUUCUCUUAGGAUUGAGCAACACUUCAUCACUCACAAAUUAAGCCAACGCAAGAUUCUUGUAGGGAAGAAUGGCUCCAAAAUUGGGAGAAUUGGAAUUGAAGCCAAUGAAGAGCUAAGGACCAUUUUCAAAAAGCAAGUGCAUCUAAUUCUCCAGGUUAGGCUUAAAUAACUUACUGGGCAAAUAGAUUCUUGUUGAGAGUGUACCUUCUUUGCCACACCAUGCCAAGCAGUGUUUAAAAGGCCAAAGGGGUGUGUCUUACUCUGACCUUGAAGGUCCAUGAAGCUUACAAGACCGUGCUUGAGGUGAGGGUGAUCAUAGAGAACCAUUGCAAUGGAGAAAGAAGUUUGGUUCAUUAGUGAUGAUGGUGGCAAACUUUUGUGCCCUUUUACUAUUUGGUUGCGUAUGUUUAAGGAAUCUUAUUCAUCAAGUUUUAUGAGUUUAAAAAAGGUAAAAGGGAAAUUCCUUUAUAUUUUUUGGGUUUAUUUACUUGUAAUUUGAUCCUCACAUGUUCUAUAAAAAUGCCCCUUCUUAUGACCCUCCACACUUUGUGACAUAAAGAGUUUGUUAUUCUGUAAUGUUAUCUUGUGUAUAGCAACUUAUAUGAUAAAUGUAUUGGUAAUCCAAACCCUUUUAACU